AUGGCUGUUGUUCCACACUUGUUGCUGCUGCUCUGUGGUCUACACGUCGUUUCUCUGGUGGCUGACUCACAGCUGAUGGACCAGAAGGACGGUUCCCCGGAGGUGAUCCACUACAAGGACCCCUGUGAAGCCGUUGCCUUUCUGGGGGACAUGGCCCUUGGAGAGGAUGACCUGCUGAUGUUCCAGGCCUCUGACGUCCUACAGCCAACACUGACCCUCACUCGCAGCCCGACAGACAUAGGGGGCCGGGCGGUGCCCACCAGGGGUAGGAGAGCUGCAGGCAGGGAGGUACUGGCCCGUCGGAGGAGAGCCAGCACCUCCAGGCCCGAGAGGAUCUGGCCGGAUGCCAUCAUCCCCUAUGUCAUCAGCGGGAACUUCAGCGGCAGCCAGCGAGCCAUAUUCCGACAGGCCAUGCGACACUGGGAGAGGCACACGUGCGUGACGUUCAUCGAGAGGUCUGGCGAGGAGAGCUACAUCGUGUUCACCUACCGACCCUGUGGGUGUUGCUCCUACGUGGGGAAGAGAGGAGGAGGACCUCAGGGUGUCUCCAUAGGCAAGAACUGCGACAAGCUGGGCAUCGUUGUCCACGAGCUGGGUCACGUGAUCGGCUUCUGGCACGAGCACACCCGGCCUGACCGCGACGACCACGUCAGCAUCGUCAGGGACAACAUCCAAUCGGGACAGGAGUACAACUUCCUGAAGAUGGAGCCGGCCGAGGUGGACUCCCUGGGAGAGGAGUACGACUUUGACAGCAUCAUGCAUUACGCCCGGAACACCUUCUCCAGGGGUGUGUUCUUAGACACCAUCGUUCCUCGGGAUGAUGUCAGUGGAGCGAGGCCUCCCAUUGGCCAGCGGACCAGACUCAGCCAGGGGGACAUCGCUCAAGCUCGCAAGCUUUAUAAAUGCACCUUGUGUGGAGAUAGUCUGCAGGACAGCUCUGGGAACCUCUCCUCUCCUGGGUUCCCCAACGGCUACGCGCCCUACUCCAACUGUGUGUGGAGGAUCUCCGUCACACCCGGGGAGAAGAUCGUUCUGAACUUCACGGCCAUGGACCUCUUCAGAAGCCCCCUGUGCCGGUACGACUACGUUGAGGUCCGGGACGGCUUCUGGAAGAAAGCCCCCCUCAAAGGCCGUUUCUGUGGAGACACGCUUCCAGAAACCAUCGUCUCUACAGACAGUCGUCUGUGGAUCGAGUUCAGAAGCAGCAGCGACUGGCUGGGAAAAGGCUUCUCAGCGGUCUACAAAGCUAUUUGUGGAGGAGAGGUGAGGAAAGACACAGGAAGGAUCCAGUCCCCAAACUAUCCAGAUGACUAUUUGUCCAACAAAGAAUGUGUGUGGAUCAUCACCGUAGCCAAAGACUUCCGUGUGGGCCUCUCCUUCCGGUCAUUUGAGAUUGAGAACCACGACAGCUGUUCCUACGACUACCUGGAUGUGAGGGAUGGAGGUUCCGCCAGCAGCCCCCUGCUGGGUCGCUUUUGUGGCCAUGACAAGAAGCCUGCCGACCUCCAGAGCAGCUCCAACCAGCUCUGGAUCACGUUCGUGUCCGACGGCUCCGUCAACAACGCUGGCUUUUCCGCCACCUUUUUCAAAGAGACGGACGAGUGUUCUGCACCAGGCAGGGGCGGCUGUGAGCAGCGCUGUCUGAACACGCUGGGCAGCUACACGUGCGCUUGUGACCCCGGGUACGAGCUGCUGUCCGACGGGCGCCGCUGUGAGACGGCUUGCGGUGGGUUCAUCACAGAGCUGAACGGUUCCCUGAGCACCCCUGGCUGGCCCAGAGAGUACCCGCCCAACAAGAACUGUGUCUGGCAGCUGGUGGCUCCGGCCCAGUACUGCAUCACGCUCGUCUUCGAUGCAUUCGAGACCGAAGGCAACCAUGUCUGUAAGUACGACUACGUGGAGGUGAGCAGUGGCCGGGGCCCGGCCGACUCCAGGCUCCACGGGAGGUACUGUGGGUCGGACACGCCGGAGAGGAUCACCUCCACGCUCAACAACCUGAGGGUGGAGUUCAGGUCCGACAACACCGUGGCCAAGGCCGGCUUCCAGGCCCGCUUCUUCUCUGAUAAAGAUGAGUGCUCCCAUGAGAACGGGGGCUGCCAGCAUGAGUGCGUCAACACCUUCGGGAGCUACACCUGUCGCUGCCGCAGAGGAUUUGUGUUGCACGGGAAUAAGCACGACUGCAAGGCAGCGGGGUGCGACCAGAUGGUGACCGCUUUGACGGGCACCCUCAGCAGCCCCAACUGGCCGGACACCUACCCCAGCCAGAAGGCCUGCACCUGGUCUCUAGCCACCCUACCGGGCCACAGGAUUAAAAUAGCUUUUAAUGAGCUUGACAUGGAGGCUCACCUGGAGUGCGUCUACGAUCAUCUCCAAAUCCACGACGGAGAAGACGCCCGUGCGCCCAGUUUAGGACGUUUCUGCGGCGCCAAGAAGCCCCCCCCUCUCAUCUCAAGCGGCAACCAGAUGUUCCUGCACUUUUACUCUGAUAACUCAGUCCAGAAGAGGGGCUUUGAGCUCUCCCAUAGCACAGAGUGCGGCGGGGCCCUCAGAGCCGAGGUCCAGGCCAGAGACCUGUACUCCCACGCACAGUUCGGCGACAACUACCCGCCCGGCGUCGACUGCCACUGGGUGGUGUGGGCGGAGAAGGGCUACGGGGUGGAGGUAGAGUUCCUCCUCUUCGAGACGGAGGAGGAGACGGACUGCGGCUACGACUACGUCGAGCUCUACGACGGCGCUGACCUCAAUUCCCCGAGGCUCGGCCGGUACUGCGGUAACGGGCCGCCAGAAGAAGUGUAUUCGGCGGGCGACACGAUCGUCUUGCUCUUCCGUUCAGACGACAGUGUCAACAAGAAGGGCUUCCACCUGCGCUACAGCAGCACCAAGUUCCAGGACAUGUUACAUGACAGCCAGUGACUGCAGAACCAAAGGGGGCGACACGACUCCUGACAAACAGGGAUGUCAAGCGAAUGCAUGAGAGCAACGCCACGCGUGUGUAGAGGUUUAAACCAUUGUUUGGCCAUGGAAGACUGGAUUUGAGACUGAACUCAAACCCACUCCUUACGAGUUGAUCGAUGCGUGACAGAGUUGUGUGUG
Messenger RNA from Gadus morhua (Atlantic cod), 3093 nucleotides. RefSeq names its product bone morphogenetic protein 1-like. Lineage: Eukaryota; Metazoa; Chordata; Actinopteri; Gadiformes; Gadidae. The transcript is spliced from 20 exons. Bases 1 to 2913 code for a protein of 970 amino acids. Gene Ontology annotation, molecular function: metalloendopeptidase activity; calcium ion binding; zinc ion binding. The record is from RefSeq and is a predicted model, not a curated record. Gene Ontology annotation, biological process: proteolysis.